AUGGCACAUACAAAAUCGUUGGAGGCUUUAGACAGAACCUUAAAAGAUAUACGGGGCAAUCAUAACCUAUUUGGCGGUGCAAUGAUUUUAUUAGCAGGAGAUUUUCGGCAAACAUUGCCAGUGAUUCCACGAUCAACGCCAGCUGAUGAACUUAAUGCAUGUCUAAAAUCAUCCAAUUUGUGGAAACAUGUCAAAAUACUUCAUUUAAGCAAGAAUAUGCGUGUCGAGUUGCAAAACGAUCAAUCUGGAAACAUAUUCUCUAAACAACUCAUAGACAUUGGUAAUGGCAAAUUUCAUGUAGACAUGUUGACGGGUUGCAUUAACUUUCCUCGAAGUUUUUGUCAGUUAACUCGAUCAAAAGAUGAACUUAUUCAAAAGGUGUAUCCAGAUAUUGCUCGCAAUUACAGAAACCAUGAUUGGUUUAGCGAACGAGCUAUAUUGGCUGCAAAAAACAUAGAUGUAAAUGAAUUAAAUUUAAAAAUUCAAGAACAAAUUACAGGUGAAUCGAGGAUAUAUAAAUCAGUUGAUUCGGCAACUACCCAAGAUGAUGUAGUCAACUAUCCACCGGAAUUUUUAAACUCGCUGGAUUUACCAGGAUUGCCACCUCAAAAUCUUAAAUUAAAGGUUGGAUCGGUUGUUAUAAUGUUGCGAAAUAUCAACCAACCGCGUCUGUGGAACAGCACACGGUUAGCGAUAAAAAAAUUACUGAACAACGUGAUAGAAGCAACUAUACUGAAAGGAAAGUUUAAAGGAGAGGAUGUUCUCAUACUGUGCAUCCCAAUGAUUCCGACUGAUGUGCCAUUUGAGUUUAAACGCCUACAGUUUCCAGUGCGGCUUGCUUUUGCUAUGACCAUAAACAAGUCCCAGGGGCAAUCAUUAAGUGUUUGUGGUAUUAAUUUGGAAAACCUAUGUUUCUCACAUGGUCAAUUAUAUGUUGCCUGUUCCCGUGUUGGGAAACCAUCAGAUUUGUUUGUCUAUGCGCCAGGUGAUCAAACAAAAAACAUCGUAUACCACAAAGCACUACAAUGA
This is a messenger RNA of Macrosiphum euphorbiae (potato aphid), 1029 nucleotides long. Lineage: Eukaryota; Metazoa; Arthropoda; Insecta; Hemiptera; Aphididae. The record is from the annotation of a GenBank genome assembly.